Alternaria arborescens is the source of this 963-nucleotide messenger RNA. RefSeq lists its product as hypothetical. The transcript is spliced from 3 exons. Bases 1 to 963 code for a protein of 320 amino acids. NCBI's taxonomy places the organism in Eukaryota, Fungi, Ascomycota, Dothideomycetes, Pleosporales, Pleosporaceae. The record is from RefSeq and is a predicted model, not a curated record.
AUGUGCAGAGCAUGUGCUGGGCAGACUGUAUAUCCGCGCAACGUCCGGUGUCCGCUUCGUAACGCCCACUCCGACUUGCCCAUCAUCGCCGCUACCACAAACCAUCAAUUACAUCACACCUUCCCGGCUUCUACCCACGCUCGGAUCACCUUCCCUCGAUUGGCCGCUGCUUUAAGCCUCUCACCACAGACUACUGCCUUAUACAUAACAAACAUCAUGCCUUCCUCAUCGCAUCUCCGCAUACAAACCUCCUUCGAGCCCUUCACCGCCGAGACCACCCGCUCCCACUUUGUCUCUUCACCACCGCAAAAGAAGCAGAAGAUGUCUCUCACCCAAACCUACUACAUUGCUGCCUCCGCCCGCUCCAAGCUCGGCAAAGAGGCAUGCAGGGCCGACCACGACCUCCGCCUUCUCGUUGGACACGCAAACCUCCUCGACAGCCUCAUGGUCGAGCUCCAAGACGCCGAACGCCAGCAAGAACAAUGGUUCAACCAGACCAUGGCCAAGGCCUCCAAGUCCGAAGAGCCCCGCCACAUUCAAUGGGCCGACAGCAUUGCUGAGGAGGAAGACGACGACGACGAGUCCGACUCGGACUCUGAGAACGAAGACGACUUUGACAUGAUCCCCCUGCCUCGCCGCAUCGCUCAGUCACCAGUUCAGAUCAGCACAAUGGAGGUCGAUGACGACGAGGAUGAGGACGAAUUCUACGACGACAUGGAGGACGACUCGGAGCUCGCUCUUACUCGAGUGCCAUCGCAACUACAAUCACCACCCGAGCUCACCUACGAAGAAGAGUCCGAUGACGAGUCACCACCUACAUCUCCCCCACAAGCGUCUUUCAACUUCUCCGACAAGGAGGCCAUGCUUACAACAACCUUCUACGACGCAAAGCCAGCCUCGCAAGACAUCGAGGAUCAUCCGCUGUUCAUGGAUACCACCGCCCCGCUCAUCUCAAGUUAUUAG